AUGACGACCACGGGUGCCCUGCCCCUGACCACCACCUUCGUGCCACCAACCGGCUGUACUACCGACAUCUACCGUAUUCUGUGGUUAACCAGCUCGGACUAUCCGUGGUGGUGGUUGAGUCUCGGGCUUUUCGGCUGGUCCACCUGCUUCCCCCAGGGUACCAGCCUACAAGCUACUUCUCGCCUGGUUUGCAGUCCAGAGAGCUAUACCGCUGCAGCCCCAUCGACUUCACAGGAGGCGAGACUCAGGCAACAUGCUAUCCCAGUCCAUAGCUACACCUACAGCAGCUCGGUGCUGUCAGAAACAGGAACCUACGGUGUAAAUGCCAAGAGCAUCUCUAUCCGCUGGAAAUCAGAAGACUUCGCAUCCAAAGUGGCGACAAGCACGACAGCAACAAGCACCACAACUAGCCCGACUCCCCACGACCACUGA
This is a messenger RNA of Penicillium argentinense, 432 nucleotides long. RefSeq lists its product as uncharacterized. The transcript has 2 exons. The record is from RefSeq and is a predicted model, not a curated record. NCBI's taxonomy places the organism in Eukaryota, Fungi, Ascomycota, Eurotiomycetes, Eurotiales, Aspergillaceae. Bases 1 to 432 code for a protein of 143 amino acids.